This is a messenger RNA of Acanthaster planci (crown-of-thorns starfish), 3150 nucleotides long. RefSeq names its product isoleucine--tRNA ligase, mitochondrial-like. The record is from RefSeq and is a predicted model, not a curated record. Gene Ontology annotation, molecular function: aminoacyl-tRNA deacylase activity; isoleucine-tRNA ligase activity; tRNA binding. Lineage: Eukaryota; Metazoa; Echinodermata; Asteroidea; Valvatida; Acanthasteridae. Gene Ontology annotation, biological process: mitochondrial translation; isoleucyl-tRNA aminoacylation. Gene Ontology annotation, cellular component: mitochondrion.
UACAUUUUCCCGCGACAGUCUGGCUCCCCGAACCAGUAACAACGCAAACUCACAACUGGUGGUCUUUGUUGUUUUCACCACACUAACAAAAUGGCAGCUUCCGUGAACGCGAACGAGUUAGGAAUGCUUUCGGAAUCUGAAUGAAUUCUGAAGCAACACGGCCUCAGCCUUAGUUCAGAUCUUCUCUUUUCUAAUCAAAUGUCGCCAUGUUUAGAAUUUUUAAGAAUUUAGGGUGUCUUGCAGAACUUAAUAAAUGCAACAGGGUUGUUGAAAAAAGGUGCUUUGCGAGUAAGAAAUACGCCGAUACAUUAAACUUGCCCAAAACAAGUUUUGAGCUUUGGGGCGCCGGAAAACGUGAAGAAGAUGUACGAAGGAUAUGUGGUUUUUCUGAGCUCUACUCAUGGCAGGAACAGCAGACAAAGAGAAAGCACUUCUGCCUGCAUGAUGGUCCUCCGUAUGCCAAUGGAGAUCCACACAUCGGCCAUGGUCUGAAUAAGAUACUCAAAGAUGUCAUCAACCGCUACAAACUAUUGCGAGGCUACAGCAUCCAUUACAAGCCCGGCUGGGAUUGUCAUGGGCUACCCAUUGAGCUGAAAGCACUUUCAGAAAAUGAGGACGACUUCAGGAAGCUAAGUCCUCCAGAAAUCAGAAAAAAAGCCAGAAAAUUUGCUGAGAAAGCAAUUGACAGACAGAUGAAGGCUUUUAAGAAAUGGGGCAUCAUGGCUGACUGGGACAGUGGCUGCUAUUUCACAUUCGACAAGGAAUAUGAAGCAUCUCAGCUCAGGCUUUUCCAUCAAAUGUAUCAGAAGGGUUUCAUCUACCGUGAUCUGAAACCUGUGAACUGGUCUCCAUCAUCAAGGACAGCACUGGCAGAGGCUGAGCUAGAAUACAACACCAACCACGUGUCCCAGUCCAUCUACAUCAAAUUUCCAGUGUCAAGGCUUCCUGGGAAGUUGGCAGAUUAUAUAUCCGAUUUGUAUGCAGCUAUAUGGACCACCACUCCCUGGACCAUUCCAGCCAAUGAGGCCAUCUGCUACAUGCCGGCCAAAGACUAUUGCGUGGUGCAGUGUACAGAGACUAGGGAGAGAUUGCUCCUAGCAGCUGAAAGGGUCGAAGAAAUGGCACAGAUUUGGGGGAAGAACUUUGAGACGAUAGUUUACUUUGAGGGUUCCCACCUCGAAGGGGGUUGCUGCCUGCAUCCCGCUAUCCCGGGGAAGACAGUUCCCCUAUUGCCAGCUGCCCACGUCAAGAUGAGUAUGGGCACCGGACUUGUCCAUACAGCACCAGCUCAUGGACCAGAGGACUAUGGGGUAGCAAUCCAGUUCAACCUGCCAGUGCACUGCAUGGUUGAUGAAGAUGGCAUCUUUUCACCAGAAGUUGGCCAGCAUUUGGCAGGGAAGAAUAUCCUCACAGAUGCCAACGAUAUCGUGAUUGAAAUGCUAAGAGCCAGUGGGAAUUUACUGAUGCAGUCUAAUUAUAUGCACAGCUACCCGUAUGAUUGGAGGACCAAGCAGCCAAUCAUCAUCAGGCCAAGCAAACAGUGGUUCAUUAACACAGGGGCAAUCAAGGACAGAGCCAUGGAAUGUCUCCAAACUGUUGAGAUGCUACCAAGUCAUGCUCUGAACAGCAUGAGAGCACAGCUAGAAGGACGCACGUUCUGGUGUAUAUCAAGGCAAAGGGUGUGGGGUGUCCCCAUUCCGGUAUUUUACCACAGAGAGACAGGCGAACCAUUCAUUACGAGUGAAAGUGUCAACCAUGUGACUGAUCUAAUACAGAAGCAUGGCAGUGACUGCUGGUGGGAGUUGCCUAUGGAAGAACUUCUCCCUGAUAAUGUGGCAGCAAAAUGUAGUUUCAAGUCCAGUGAGUUUGUGAAGGGAGAAGACAUCUUGGAUAUAUGGUUUGACAGUGGUUCAUCCUGGUCACAUGUUCUCAAAGAUGCAAAUGAGCAGGCAGAUCUGUACCUUGAAGGGGAAGACCAGUACGGUGCUUGGUUCCAGACAUCUCUAUUAACAAGCGUUGCUGUCAAUGACAGGGCACCUUACAGGAAUCUUCUGGUGCAUGGCUUCACGUUAGACAGCGAAGGGAGAAAGAUGUCCAAGUCCUUGGGCAACGUGGUUGAUCCUGACGUCAUUGUGAGUGGCGGAGAGAACAAAAAGACAGAUCCUGUUUACGGUGCUGAUGUGCUGAGAUGGCGUUUGGCCGAGUCCAGCUGGUUGACCAGGGUCCAAAUAGGGCCAGAACUCUUCGCCAUGACCAACCAAAGUAUUCUAAAGGUUAGGAAUACCAUUCGCUACUUCUUAGGCAACCUCUAUGACUUUGACCCCUCGGUGGAUCUUCAACCUCAUGCUGACCUCCUACCCAUUGAUAAAUACAUGCUACAUCUUCUCUAUGACUAUGGGUCAAAGGUCACGGCAGCUUAUGACAGCUACGAGUUCAGCGAGGUCACGGCUACCAUCACAGAGCUUAUUCAUGGCAAAAUAUCAGCUUUUUACUUGGAUACCAUGAAAGACAGGUUGUACGCUGAAGUGUUCGAUUCCCUGGAGAGACGUUCUUGUCAGACGGUCCUCUACCACAUGUUGGAAGUCAUUGUCAGGUCAAUCGCUCCCAUCACUCCCCACUUGGCAGAAGAAGCAUUCUUGCACAGUCCAGAUGCUGUGAGCAUCUUCAAGACUGGGUGGUUCCAUUGUGACCGCUCAUGGCACCAGCCUGAGCUGGCUGUUGUGUUUGGAGCCCUGUGUGGUAUACGGGAAACCUUCCUGGCCACAAUACAUGCACCGCAGAGUCGCGAGUAUGACGUUACAAUUUGCACCAGUGACCCACAGUUGUUGGGUUACCUUCACGAGCUCCAGCAAGAAACAACCUCCUGCACAUCCCAUCUCAGUGAACUCAUGAUGGCCUCUUUCACAACUGUCGCCACGGAGACGGAGAUGCCAAGAACAGAAGGAAGCAUACAUGUUGACAGUAGCAUUGGAGUUCCAUUGUCGGAUGUGGAAUCAUAUACCAACUAUAGUCUCCUUAUUCAGCCUGCCAGUCACUAUCAUUGCAAUCGAUGCCGUAAACACACAGCAGAGGUGCCCAGCCAACCAUGCAGCAGGUGCCUUCAGGCAAUGUCUGGGGGCUGGGAAUGAGACUACUAGACUAGACCAUGAU